AUGAUAAAACCUUGGUCGAUGAAAACCUUGCUGUUGUUGCUUUGUUUCCCGUGUAACAUAGUGACACUUCUGGGGACAGAGAACAGUACUGCUCUAAAAACCCCUCUCUGUUCCGACCAACAAGAAAUACAAGAGUGGAGACUCCCUGACAUCUUGUGUGGGUGUUUCCAGGUGGUAGUCAGACAGACAGAUAACGGUUUUGUGCUACUGGCUCUGCUUCAAAAAGUUUUCUGGAAAAGUCUUUCCCUUCUGUUGGCUGUUUCCGCCAGAUUCGACGUAUAUCUCAAACAUAAUAACAAACAGAUUCCCAUGGGGGAAAUCAUCUGCGCUGAAAAUGCUACGGUAUGUGAAAAAUAUUUUGAGGCGAACGGACUAAACAACAGCCAAGUCCAGAUAUUUCAGGUUUAUCUGUCUUGUGACUCGAAGCACAAAUGGAUCCCAUCUCCAUGCGAGGAUUGUUCAUACAUUAAACUGUUUUACACACCGCGGAUAGACAGCCCUAUCUCUUAUAUACACCCUUCUGGGAGAGAAAAUGUCAGCACCGAGAGGUCGACGCCCUCUACGCGUGUUCUAUACUUCAUCAUUCCCGUGGUCAUUGUAAUUUGUGCAGUAGUCACAUUUAUUGUGUUUUUUGUCCAUAAACGAAGAUCAAGAACCUCGGAAGGGAGAACGUCUGAAUCCUAUAGUAGUGAACCACUUGUUUCUGUGAUCGAGACUUCCACGCCACAGUCUAAAAAAGAAAUCCUAAUAAUAGACAUUGCGCCGAACGAGUCGUGUUCUGUGCACUUUCGCAAUAUACUAAAAAGUGUUCCUAAAUUUAGUGUUGUAUGCUUCAUUGAUCAUUUGAAGGAUGUUAAUCAGAACAUGUACGAUUGGGCACACAAGAAGCUGAAAACAUGUGACUUCAUAGUUAUAGUAUUCACCAGUGAACUGACGAGAGUGUUCGAAUCAGAUUCGUGUGAAAUACUUCAGUCAUCUCCAUACUCAGAUAUUGUCAAGUAUUUACUCUCUCAAAUGAACAGCAAUAUGUACACGAAUGAUGCUUCCUCGCCAGAGUACACCGGUGUUCAGUUUGAGGCUAAUGUCGUAGUUCCCUCAAGUUUUAGCAGACAUCUUGCCAAUAUUUCUUUCAAAAACAUUUUCACCUUUCCAAAUCUUCUGCAAAAAGAAAACUCCACUCGUUCGCAGCUGAACAGACUUCUGAUGAAAAUUGGUGCAGAUAAUGAGGAUAUAAAACAUUGCAUAUCCACCUGACACACAGAGUGAAACUUAAGAAAAGAGGACUUUCCGUUGAGUUCUGCAGUAUCUAAACGAAGCUGUUAACUCUGAAACACAGGCCAGUAUUUACCAGCUGGGUGAUAACUGUUGACCUUCUUGAGUUUCCUGCAAAUACUUGUACACUUUGAACACUAAAGGUGUUUCGAAGAAGUAUGGUGCAAUAUGCAUCUGGAGAAUAGACCGACUAUAGAGUGCAUUAAUUGUUUUGAAUAUACGAUUGUGUAAGUGAAAGCAUAUUAUAUGAGUCUACCAUAAAUA
Messenger RNA from Saccostrea echinata, 1536 nucleotides. RefSeq lists its product as uncharacterized. Lineage: Eukaryota; Metazoa; Mollusca; Bivalvia; Ostreida; Ostreidae. The transcript has 6 exons. The coding region runs from base 1 to 1254 and encodes 417 amino acids. The record is from RefSeq and is a predicted model, not a curated record.